Molecule: messenger RNA, 1204 nt
Organism: Rhopilema esculentum
Lineage: Eukaryota; Metazoa; Cnidaria; Scyphozoa; Rhizostomeae; Rhizostomatidae
Product: zinc finger MYND domain-containing protein 12
Molecular function (GO): protein binding
Source: RefSeq, a predicted model, not a curated record
AACAUUGUUCCCUUGUUGUUAUGGCAACAGCUGCUUCUCAGGAUUCCGAAAAAUGGCGGUCAAUCCUCUUGCCAACCCAAAAGGGAUAAAGCUUCUUUGUGAGCUUUGUCAAAAGCCUGCACUUAUCCAAUGCACCAAAUGCAGACUCACUUACUAUUGCGGCGCGGAACAUCAGAAUAUCGACUGGAUAGGAAUUCACGAGAAGGUUUGUCAGUUGCUUAUUCCUUUGCGUACACCAAUACCGUUUGCCAGUGGCUCAGAAGAGGAAAGGAAACAUCGAAAAGAACAACAGAAAGUUCGGCAGAAACAAAUGAUUGAACUAACAAGGACAGUUGGACAAAAGCUGUUGUUCGAAGGAAAAUAUGAAUACGCUAUUCCAGCGGCGAUGCAGUCACUGAAGUUCUCCAUUGAUGUUUAUGGCUUAGCAAGCAUUGAACUUGUUCCAUCAUACUUGAUUCUUGGCGAAGCAUGCAUAGGUCUGGGGCGGCUUCCGCAAGCAGAAGAAUAUCUUUCACAAGCACAAUGGACUGUGCUUAAGACACCGACCUGCAGCAAUGCCAUCAAAUCUCGCCUUUACAGAAACAUUGGUUUGUUGUAUGCAACACAAGGCAAUUCUAAAGAGGCCCUCAGACAAUUCGCAGACGAUAUAUACCAUUCAUCAUUGGAGUUUGGGACAAACAAUAUUAGUACUUCUGGUGGAUAUUUUCACAUGGCAAACGUGUUUUUCAGACAAAAUAAACUUGAUGUCGCGUUUUCUCUCUACUCCCAGGUUACAGAAAUCUGGUUUGAUCAUUUGAAUAAUCUUGUUGAUCAGCGAAUACAAGAGCCGCCUCCUCCGUCUGGUAUUGGGCCUGCUCAAAUUGCCAGCGAGAAAGUCGAAUUUGAUCAUCUAGAUGAGGCACAAGAAGCAGAGGUGGUACAAGUUCUGGGUGCCAUCUUGGAGCUGAGGGAGAAUCAGGCCGUUCAAACGCCGAGUACUAUGUGCAGCAUAUAUUUUACUACAGCGAUGAUGCAUCUGGUGCUGAAUAACUUCGAGAAGGCACGAAUUUUUGGAACAAAAGCGCUCGAAUCUUCUCAAGCGGGUGUCACAAUCGAAGAAUCAAUGAAAAACAGAAUAGAAGAAUUUUUGAAAGCAGUAGAUCGUUUGUUGUAGUUUUUGUCUUCAUCCUUAUUGAUGUAAAUAUAUAUUUAUCACAUGCCCUUC